Oikopleura dioica is the source of this 1380-nucleotide messenger RNA. Lineage: Eukaryota; Metazoa; Chordata; Appendicularia; Copelata; Oikopleuridae. The record is from the annotation of a GenBank genome assembly.
AUGAAAGAGAAAAUCACUUCUUGGGCUGCUGAACUCAAGCCUGCACGCUUGUUGCCGUGUAUUUAUUAUAUAACAACAGUCAUUUCUUUCAUCAUCUUCUUCUUAAAACUUCGACAUGGCGGAAUCGCGGAAGAGAUAACUGUCGAGAAGAAAGUGGUGAGGUACAAAACAACAGAGCUUGAUGAAGAUUUUCGAAGAAAGUUGCAAGGCUAUUUUGAUUUCAGAGAAGCCAGAAGCUUCCCAAAUUGUGAAUCACUUAUCAAGGAAGAUACUGGGGAACUUGAGAGAGUUCAGCAACUAAAAACUUCCACGAAAAUCGACUCGCUUUCAUUUCCAAAUGGAGCGAUUUCCACCUUUAUUCAAGAAACAAGCUGCCAAGAAUACUUCAAAAUCCGAAACUACCCGAAUUUAAAUUCACCUCAAAGAACCGAUUUCCCUCUUGCUUAUUCGAUGGUCGUCCACAAAAACCCAGGCCAAGUUGAGCGACUGCUACGGGCGAUAUACUCGUCUGAGAAUGUCUACUGUAUUCAUAUCGAUGCCAAAUCACCAUACGAUGUUUAUAGCGAUCUCGAAGAGCUAGCCAGUUGUUUUCCAAAUGUUUUUCUCGCGGGAAAAAGAGAAAGCGUCCUUUGGGGAUCGUACGAGCGUUUCCAAGCUGAUCUUAACUGCAUGGAAGAGCUUCUGGAGCAUCAAAUCCAGUGGAGAUAUUUAAUCAACGUUUGCGGAGAGGAUUUUCCCCUGAAAACAAACUCUGAAAUUGUCGAUCAUCUCCGGUCAAUUUAUCCACAAAACUCGAUCACCAGUGAAACGAUGCCAAAGAAGAAGCUCAAGCGCUACCAAAGGCACUGGAGGAUCAAAAGAAAUUUCUUCAGAGAAUAUAAAUUUAUCCCGAAACCGACGAUUUGGAGAAAAUCACCGCCGCCUAUUGAUAUUGAAAUUUAUGCUGGAAGUGCGUAUAAUAUGGUGACCAGGGAGUUUGUGAAUUGGAUGACGAAAGAUGAAGAAGUAAAGGAGCUGAUUGAGUGGUCUAGAGAUGCUUUUUCGCCAGAUGAGUUUAUUUGGGCAUCGAUUGCUUGGAUGGAACGCGCUCCAGGGCAUGAAUUUCAAAUGAAGAAUAGCACGAACGAAUUCUCCCGUCUGAUUUUAUGGACAAAUGCGAAAUCACCUCCUCAUCAUUGUCAAGGAUACACUCGGCGCGGCGUUUGCGUUUUCGGAAGUGGCGAUCUCGCGUGGGUGACCAAUCGGCCUCAUAUGUUCGCAAACAAGUUCGACGAUCAUGAUGAUUUUGCCAUUCAAUGCCUGGAAGAAGAAUUAAGGAGGAGAACUAAUGAUCAUGAAGAUCAGCUGAAACUCGAGAAGAAAACGUCUGAUAUAGUCUAA